This is a messenger RNA of Phymastichus coffea, 1286 nucleotides long. RefSeq names its product translationally-controlled tumor protein homolog (gene Tctp). Gene Ontology annotation, molecular function: calcium ion binding. Bases 107 to 625 code for a protein of 172 amino acids. The transcript is spliced from 5 exons. The record is from RefSeq and is a predicted model, not a curated record. Gene Ontology annotation, cellular component: cytoplasm. NCBI's taxonomy places the organism in Eukaryota, Metazoa, Arthropoda, Insecta, Hymenoptera, Eulophidae.
CCAGCUUUGGCUUGGCUCAGAUUCGCUAUUCCUUUCCGGUUUGUUCUUUUGGGUGACUGUGUCGAUUUAGUUUUAGCUCUGAUCAAAUCUUUUUUCAUCUUCCAAAAUGAGGAUCUACAAGGAUAUUUUCACUGGUGAUGAGAUGUUUUCUGACACCUACAAAAUGAAACUUGUUGAUGACGUCGUCUAUGAAGUGUAUGGCAAGUUGGUCCAACGGAAAGCUGGUGAAAUUCAGCUAGAUGGUGCCAAUCCAUCUGCUGAAGAAACUGAUGAAGGAACUGACGAGGCUGUUGAAUCUGGUGUGGAUGUUGUUUUGAACCACAGGCUUCAAGAAACUUUUGCCUUUGGUGACAAAAAGUCAUACACUCUUUACCUUAAGGAUUAUAUGAAGAAGCUCGUAGCAAAAUUGGAAGAAAAAGCCCCAGAUCAAGUUGACGUUUUCAAAACCAAUAUGAACAAAGUUAUGAAGGACAUUCUGAGCCGGUUUAAGGAACUGCAAUUUUUCACAGGAGAAUCAAUGGACAUUGAUGGACUUGUAGCACUUAUGGAAUACCGUGAAAUUGACGAUCAAUCUGUGCCAGUUCUUAUGUUCUUUAAGCAUGGCUUAGAAGAAGAGAAAUUUUAAUGGUUUUAAUUGUGCAAAUUUUUGAUUAUUUUAUUUAGGUAAUUGAAGACUGCCGAUCGACCGUGUAAAAUCAUGUAAUUUGGUUCUAACAAUGAACGAUAGAUACUUCCACAUAAUAUAAUAAUUUAUUCAACAAAUGUUGCCUCAAUAUUUCUAUAAAAAUCAGUGCUAAUGUGAAAAAUGUUGUUCAAUCGAAAGCAUCAAGCAACUGUUGAAAUAUAUACAACGAAGUUGUAUUGAUAGCCAAUAUAGAUAGCUUCAUAUGAUUAAUAUCAUAAUUUAAUAAUAAAGGGAAGAUAGAAAAAGAUAAGAUAAUCAGGCAAGAUUUGCUGUCGUCGAAAUUGAUAUCAAGUGGUUGAAUGUUUUAAAUUGAAGAACAAGUCCAUAAACAAUAAAUGCAAAAUACUUUUUAUAAUUACUCAGAGUUUAUUUAUUUUAUGUGAUUUACUGGUUUGAUAUGACAAUUUUUCUAGUUAAAAUUUGUAAAUACUUAUGGAAAAAAAUAUCAUUGUUUUCAAAGUUGAUUUAUCUUUAUAAUUUUACUUAUUUAAAAAUAUUGCCAUUCACUGUUAAUAGUUAGUUAUAAUUGACUAAUAAGAUAUUGUAUUGCAAUUGAGAAUAAAAAAAGAAAACAAUAAUUUAAUUACAGCCUUUUGCAUAA